GUUUAGCGCGUAGCUAAUAAUGUACCUGAGCUGAAACCUGCUGCUUUGUCGGGAGAAAACACCUGGAGGAGGACACGUGAAGACGUGCAGGACAUUUCCUGCUUCAUUCAAGAAUAAAAUGGGUCACUGCCGGAGAUGAUUCCUGUCUGAGGGAACGUCAUGGACAGACUGGGCCGUAUGGGUCGACCCUACAGGGUCAGUGAAUCCUCCAAGAUCUUCCGCUCCAUGGACCAGGCUGUGGAGGUCCUGAGGGGCUUCAACGACCAGCGGCAGAACAAGUGCUUCUGUGAUGUGGAGCUGGUCGCCAACGGUCAGCGGAUCUCUGCACACCGAGCCCUUCUGGCCAUCUCCAGCCCGUAUUUCCACGCCAUGUUCACCUUGGGCAUGAAGGAGAAGCAACAGCAGGAGGUGGAGUUGGUGGGGAUGUCUUAUGUGGGUCUGAAGGCCGUGGUGGACUUCCUGUACAGCGGGGAGCUUCUGCUGGAUGGAGGAAACAUCGACAGCGUGUUGGAAGCUGCACACCUGCUUCAGCUGUGGCGCACUGUGGAUUUCUGCUGCCAGUAUCUUGAGCGGGAGGUAAAUGAGCACAACUACCUGUACCUGCAGGAGCUGGCCCAGCUCUACAGUCUGGAGCGCCUCGACAGCUUCAUCGACCACUUCGUCCUUGCUCGAUUCUCCACUCUCUCUUUCACUCCUGACUUUCUUCAAAACAUUCCUCUGCACAAGCUCUGCUCCUACCUCUCCAGUGGCCAGGUCCAGCAUCACAGUGAGCAGGCCCUUCUGCAGGCCUCUCUGCAGUGGCUCAGCCAGAACCCGGAGCAGACUCUCCAUGCCAAACAGCUCCUAUCCCUCAUUCGGUUCCCACUGAUGCCAGUAGGAGACCUGGUGAGCCUGGUGCUGCCUGCAAUAAGGGGGGUGCUGCCUGAGGGAGCCGGUUGUGAGGAACUGGUGGAGGAGGCGUUGAGGUACCAUGCCAGGCUCAGCGCUCAGCCGCUUCUCCAAACAGGACGAACCGCGCUUAGGGGAGGGGUGGAGCAGUUGCUGCUGAUUGGAGGAGAGGUGUAUGAGCGUGGACAGGAGCUGAGCGCCAACGUCUGCUGGCUGGACAGUGAGACGGGAAGCUGGGAGCUGGAGACGGAGCUGCCGGCCCGGCGGAGCCACCACUGCUUGGCUGUACUGGGAGGCUUCAUCUUCGCUGCAGGCGGCAGCUCAUCCAGGGACAACGGAGGAGAUGCUGCUUGCAACCUGCUGUACAGAUACGACCCACGACUCAACCAGUGGACCAAGGGGGCUCCGAUGAACCAGCGGCGGGUUGACUUUUACCUGGGAGCUGUGGGAGAAUAUCUCAUUGCUGUAGGAGGCAGGAAUGGCAGCGGAGCGCUGUUGUCUGUGGAGGUUUAUUAUCCUGCAGAGGACUGCUGGUCAUACGUAGCACAACUCCCCAGGUUCACUUACGGCCAUGCCGGCACCGUCCACAAAGGCGUGGUCUACAUCUCAGGUGGUCACGACUAUCAGAUUGGACCAUACCGCCAGGACUUCCUGAGCUAUGAUCCGUCCCAGGAUGGGGAGGUGUGGGUGGAACGCCAGCCCAUGUCCCUGGCCCGGGGCUGGCACUGCAUGGCCUCCCUCGACCACCUCAUCUAUGCCAUCGGAGGCAGCGACGACCACGCGGACACGACAGAGCGCUUUGACAUUCUGCACGUGGAAUCCUACGACCCUCGGUCCUGCCAGUGGACCCGGGUGGCACCGCUGCUGCUGCCCAACAGCGAGGCGGGGCUGGCGGUCUGGGCCGGGAAGAUCUACGUGCUGGGAGGCUACAGCUGGGAGAGCAUGGCCUUCUCCAGAGUCACUCAGGUGUUUGACCCCGACAUGGGGUCCUGGUCCAGAGGGCCCGACCUGCCUAAACGAACAGCAGGAGCAUCGGCGUGUGUGUGCGUUGUUAGGCCCUCGCCCCAGCCGGCUUCACCGGAGAAGAAAAUGAGCCGAGGAGCAAGAGGGAAAUCACUGUCAACGUAGCACAAAGGCUUCAGAGAAACCGCUGAGUUCUUCAGUAGGAGGAUUCUGGUCCUUCUGUUUGGUGAGAACCUCUUCAGCUUCACAGCAGGACAGAGAAGGAGCUUUAAGAUCAACCAGAGCAAACCUUCUUGUGUCUAUAAACAGUUGUGUACAUUUUUAUCUCAGAGUGAAUCUGAAGGAAAUGAGAGGGAGGGUGGUGGAGCAGCACCAAGCUCUCCGUAUCUGGGCUGCUGACUGGGUCCACAAAGCUGCCUGUGGCCCUUUAGCUUCUACUGACCAUUGCAUACAUUUGAAGUUAAUGCUUUCUUUGUUAUACAGUAGAAAUAUGAACUAAACAUGAACGGGAAACCAACUUUAUUUCUUUUGAUUUGAAUUUUCAUUUUGUUCAAAGGAUAAAACCGGAAAAGGUCAAAUGUUACAUAAAAUGUCCUACAGUCAUGAUCAGAUGUUUAUACUCAUCAAGCCUGGAUGUCAUAGUAAUUUUGAGCUUUUAAUGUCUUUAAAUAUGUUUUCCAGGGUAGAAUGGUAUCAGUCAGACAGCAAAGUGAAGUGAUGGAUAAGAACCAGAAUCAGGUGCUCAAACGUCCACAGACAGGCUCCAAUAUGAGUCUGUGUUUAUUAAUCUGCAUAUAGUUCAUUCUUUGGUUUUUCUGUUUCAAAACAAAAUGGCAAAAAGAAAAUAAAUUCUUUUUUUUGUUUUGUUUGUUUUUCCAUUUUGCUUCAACUAUCUACAGUAAAUCCAAAACAAAAAAAUAUACGACGGCUGUUUUAAUUUGUAGCGAUACCGCUGUUCUGACGAUCUGUGUUACAUCCUCAUAUUUUCCUACCGUAGCGCGUCUAGAUGGCUGCAUCUGUCUGUCGGCGCUACCCUUGGAAAACUGCUUCUGUCAUGAUGAAAACAUGAUGGUUAAUGUUUAUGUUCAAUGUAAUUAUCGGAAAACAUUUUUGAAGAGACGGGACUGAAGUGGGAGUUUAGUAGUUAUGUAGCAUUGGAACAAUUUAUCUGAAUGCCGAAAACUUUUCUGUAACCACCAGAAUAUCUCCCUAUUUAAAUAUAUAACUAUAAAACAUACUAAAAUCCUUCAUCAGAAUAUCUAACCUGAAGAAGAAUGAACGAAUAAACUGGUAUCAGGUGAGCUUUUAUUGCAAAUAAAUAAACAUCUACAAAUUCA
Messenger RNA from Girardinichthys multiradiatus, 3188 nucleotides. It is a transcript of the gene klhl36, whose product is annotated as kelch-like family member 36. The record is from RefSeq and is a predicted model, not a curated record. The transcript has 9 exons. Gene Ontology annotation, molecular function: cullin family protein binding. The coding region runs from base 160 to 2016 and encodes 618 amino acids. Lineage: Eukaryota; Metazoa; Chordata; Actinopteri; Cyprinodontiformes; Goodeidae.